Molecule: messenger RNA, 803 nt
Organism: Owenia fusiformis
Lineage: Eukaryota; Metazoa; Annelida; Polychaeta; Sabellida; Oweniidae
Source: the annotation of a GenBank genome assembly
CUUGAUUUAACUCGUGUUGGAGGAAAACUAUUUUAAGCUAUCUAGUCUUUAGCAUAUAGAAAGGGAUAUUUCUAGUUUUACUCAAUAUGGAUGAAAUAUAUAAAUGGACAAUUUUGGCACUCGUAGCAGUUCUCUCGUUGAUUGGUGUGGCAGAAAGUAGUUGCGAAUAUGGGGGAACCACCUUCGCCACUAACCAUACAUUCCUAAAGGAUGACAUGUGUAACGACUGCACCUGCUUGGAGAACACGAAAUGGAGGUGUACAACCAUGAACUGUUCAACCUUUACCUGCUCAUAUGGUAAUCAAAUAUACAAUCUAGGAGAUAGAUUCGGCGUCGAAUGCAACACGUGUGAUUGUCAACGCUCAGGUGCUUUAUGCUCAAACAUUGAUUGUUACAGCUCGGGAACUUCAACAAAGCCAGUCGUAGUUAUUUCAACCCUGACAAUGACGUCACUCAUAUUUAUACAACACUUUCUGAAUCUUUAACCAAUGCACGGCCAAUCUAGUCCCCGAGCUGCUCCAAAAAUUGAGGUGUCGUUAUUGUCCAGUACCACAAAAAAUGAACAUACUGUUUGAAAGUAGUUUACGAUAACAGGGAAUUUUGCCUUUAAAAUGGCGUCAUACAAGGUUGCCUUCUAAACAAAACUUUUUUAUAUAUUUAAAAAAAAUUCCACAUACAUUUAAACUGCAUUUCAAAAAAGAAUCGAGUGCUUUUGAUCAACAAGAGAAUAUAGAAUUUGGAAAAUGUCAAAUAGAUGGUCCCCACAGGAUGCAAACGUAUUUAGUAUUAUCAUGUAAAUGAGC